UCAGACAAUAACAUGGACUGGGGAACCCUGCAGUCUGUUUUAGGAGGAGUGAACAAACAUUCCACCAGCAUCGGGAAGAUAUGGCUGACUGUUCUUUUCAUAUUCCGUAUUAUGAUCCUCGUAGUUGCUGCAGAGGAAGUUUGGGGCGAUGAGCAAGAUGACUUUGUCUGCAAUACUUUGCAACCAGGAUGCAAAAACGUCUGCUACGAUUAUUUUUUCCCAGUUUCUCACAUCAGACUCUGGGCCCUCCAGCUCAUUUUUGUUUCUACUCCUGCACUUUUGGUGGCCAUGCACGUGGCAUAUAGAAGGCAUGAAAAGAAAAAGAAGUUCCAAAGAGGAGAUAAAAACUGUGAAUUCAAGGACCUAGAAGAAAUAAAGAGACAGAGGUUCCACAUUGAGGGUCCUUUGUGGUGGACAUACACUGCCAGCAUCUUAUUCAGGCUGAUAUUUGAAGCUUCUUUCAUGUAUGUGUUUUACUAUAUGUACGAGGGUUAUCACAUGCCUCGCCUACUGAAAUGUAGUGUUUGGCCAUGUCCCAAUAUAGUGGACUGUUUUGUUUCCCGACCCACUGAAAAGACAAUAUUUACCAUUUUUAUGAUUUCAGUGUCUGGCAUUUGCAUUCUACUAAAUGUAGCAGAAUUCUCGUAUUUGUUGCUGAAGUUCUGUGUUAGAAGGUCUCGUAGAGGAAAAAUCCCCAAAAAUCAUGCCAUCCAGGGGAACAAAGAAGAAAGCAAGCAAAAUGAAAUGAAUGAGCUUAUAUCAGAUAGCUGCCAGAAUACAGUAACACCAUUUACAAACAACUAGGGUGACCAUCUGUCUAAGAUGCAUUUGAUGUAGAGUAACUGAAUAACCACAUUCAUAAAGCUGCUGUGAAAGUGGUUAGAUUUGAUUAAGCAAUAAAGUCAAGAGGAGUAUUACUACGUAUAUGUCUACACGCUAGACAUGUUUUUAAGGUCAAUAGUGACAUAAGAAUGUUGAAGAUUUUAAGAUGAUGUGAUUUACUUUAUGCAUAACUUUACCAAAUCUAUUCUGAUUUGUUAAAGAAACAAUGCUAAUUAGUGCCUUCAUAUUGAAAUUAAUCUUUAAACUAAAGAGAUGGAAUUAACUGCCUUACUGAUUAAAUACUCUUAGUAUUA
This is a messenger RNA of Thamnophis elegans (Western terrestrial garter snake), 1136 nucleotides long. RefSeq names its product gap junction beta-6 protein-like. The record is from RefSeq and is a predicted model, not a curated record. The transcript has a single exon. Gene Ontology annotation, biological process: cell communication. NCBI's taxonomy places the organism in Eukaryota, Metazoa, Chordata, Lepidosauria, Squamata, Natricidae. Gene Ontology annotation, cellular component: connexin complex. The coding region runs from base 13 to 804 and encodes 263 amino acids.